Molecule: messenger RNA, 1614 nt
Organism: Cyclopterus lumpus (lumpfish)
Lineage: Eukaryota; Metazoa; Chordata; Actinopteri; Perciformes; Cyclopteridae
Gene: syt10
Product: synaptotagmin X
Exons: 7
Coding region: 16-1614 (532 amino acids)
Biological process (GO): regulation of calcium ion-dependent exocytosis; calcium-ion regulated exocytosis; cellular response to calcium ion
Cellular component (GO): membrane
Molecular function (GO): clathrin binding; calcium-dependent phospholipid binding; syntaxin binding
Source: RefSeq, a predicted model, not a curated record
CUUAACAGGGGAGACAUGAGUCUCCGGACGGAGGACAGCAUCACCUUGUGCCAAAGGGCUCUCCAAAUCGUUACGGACCUUUGUCUCACGGGACACGUAGACCCGGAGAAAUGUUCGGACAUAUUUCCCCUGGAGAGCAACAUACCAGGUAAAGGACACGCAGACAUCUCUAUUAGUCUCCUUGCUGUGGUCGUGGGUUUCUGUGGCCUCGCCCUGUUGGUAGUCUCUCUCUUUGUCUUUUGGAAGCUGUGCUGGCCUAUUUGGAGGAGCAAGGCUCUGUCGGCGCACGCCGAAAAUGGCCCCCACGUGGGUUUCCCCGAGGCGCCGCCACCCAGCUCCCCGCCGGUCCCCGAGUGCAAAGUGGCGGAGUUGGAGAAAAAGCGGCCGCUGGAAGUGAAGGCCAACGGACGGAGCACUGUCAAGCUCCUGGAGGCGGCCAUGAAGAUCAGCCAGACGUCUCCGGACAUCCCCGCCGAGGUGCAAACAGCCCUGAGGGAGAAGCUCAGCCAGCAGGCUAAGAUCCAGAGGCAGACCACAGAGCCAACCUCCUCCUCCAGGCACAAUUCAUUCCGCCGCCACCUGCCUCGUCAGAUGAAUGUCACCAGCGUUGACUUCAACAUGGAUACGGUGCCUCUCCGCCAGUCUUCCACAGUGAGCAUUGGAAGAAUAAAGCCCGAACUCUACAAGCAGAAAUCUGUGGACUCAGAGGAUGGAACCAGAGAGCCCGUGGAGACUUGCGGAAAGCUCAGCUUCUCGCUGUGUUACGACUACGAGGAGCAAGCUCUGGUGGUGAGAAUCCUCAAGGCCUUGGAGCUGCCUGCCAAAGACUUCACGGGCACCUCCGACCCCUACGUGAAGAUCUACCUGCUGCCGGAGAGGAAGAAGAAGUUCCAGACGCGCGUCCACCGCAAGAAUCUGAACCCCAUGUUUGACGAGACCUUCUGUUUCCCCGUGGUGUACGAUGAGAUUUGCAACCACAAGCUGCACUUCAGCGUCUACGACUUCGACCGCUUCACCAGCCACGAUAUGAUCGGCGAGGUGGUGGUGGACAACCUCUUUGAACUCUCCGAUCUUUCCCGGGAGGCCGUAGUGUGGAAAGAUAUUCAUGCAGCGACUACAGAGAGUGUUGACCUGGGAGAGAUCAUGUACUCGCUGUGCUACCUCCCCACAGCAGGAAGAAUGACCCUAACAGUCAUCAAAUGCAGAAACCUUAAAGCCAUGGAUAUCACAGGCUCUUCAGACCCUUAUGUGAAGGUUUACCUGAUAUGUGAUGGACGGAGGUUAAAGAAGCGAAAAACAACCACCAAGAAGAGCACCCUCAAUCCAGUGUACAACGAGGCCAUCAUCUUCGACAUUCCCCCGGAGAACGUGGAACAAGUCAGUCUGUCCAUCAUGGUGAUGGAUUAUGAUCGAGUUGGACACAAUGAGGUGAUCGGUGUGUGCCGCACCGGGCCAGAUGCCGAGGGUCUUGGACGAGAUCACUGGAACGAAAUGUUGGCUUACCCGCGGAAGCCCAUCACUCAUUGGCACGCUCUGGGAGAGUGGCCUGGAAGAGCAGCAAGCUUUGAGAGUCACGGUUCCUGUCCUUCACCCAAACAACCGCAGACGCCCUGA